UAACCCUUUUGCUUCUUCACUUCAUUUCUUGACAUGGGUGGCGGAGGAGCCAUGAGGACGGUCGCCAAGUUCGCCGCCGCCAGGAUCAGGGGCGUGCCGUCCGUUCACGGUCCUUCGCUGCACACAGCGGCGUCAUGGGACGUGGACGACUGGGAAGUGGCCGACGGCGGCGAAGUGGAGGAGGCUGCGCCGAGGGCGGUGUUGGGGGGCGUCCCUAGCAUUCAGGAGGCAAAGGAAGCCACAACCGAACUCAAACAUGCUAUUCAUAAGAUAUACCUAUCUUCAAAUUGUGCCGAAUGCGACGCUUCUUCUCUGGGUAGUCAAGUCUCAGUUAUGUCAUCUUCUCGUUCAGAGUUGGACAACAAAUCUUGUGUCACUGAGGCUAUCUCAAAUCCUUCAGCUACAAACCCUGCUUUACAUGCUUUUCAAUUGCUUAGUGAAAGUCCAGAGGCCCAGAGUGUGGUGGCUUCUAUUGCUUGUGACCCGAAUAUAUGGAAUGCAAUCGUGCAAAAUCCUGCGCUACAAGAUUUCUUCCAAUCUCAGCAGACAGCUGGUUUUGCAGUAGAGGACCAAAAAGUGGGAGAUUCACCUUAUUCUGAUUCAGUGUAUGGUUUUAUUGAUUCCCUGAAUAUUCUCCAGAAUGUGAAGUUCACCGUAGCUGAAAUGGUAAGCAGCGUGUCAAAUUACUUUCAGAAUAUUUUUGGCUUCUUAACUGGUGAGACAUCUUCUGUGGGAAUCGAUGCUAGAGGAAAUACCAAUGCAAACUUCAUAGAUCCUAUCACUAUGGGAGGAACUUUUAUGGGGUUGGCUGUGUUGGUGGUCAUGGUGAUAAUGCUGAAGCGAGCUUAAACUUCUAGGCACAAAUUACAGUUUAAUGAACUCUCUAUGAUAAAUGUUUUAUCUUUUGCUUGAAUAAAAUUAUGUACAAAACAUGAAAUGCACUUAUGAAAUAAUUUGUGCCUUACCUGUUUU
This is a messenger RNA of Cajanus cajan (pigeon pea), 972 nucleotides long. RefSeq lists its product as uncharacterized. Lineage: Eukaryota; Viridiplantae; Streptophyta; Magnoliopsida; Fabales; Fabaceae. The record is from RefSeq and is a predicted model, not a curated record.